AUGUUUUUGUACAACUUGAGUCUGCAGAAGGCAUCUGGUAUUAUACAUGCUAUCAAUGGUAGCUUUUCCGGAACAAAGCAACAGGAAAUCGUGGUUGCCAAGGGCAAAAUUCUUGAGAUUAUGCGCGUUGAUGCAAGUUCGGGUAAACUAUACACUUUGCUUACAACGGAAGUGUUUGGGAUCAUCCGUUCGUUAAUGCCAUUUCGUUUGACAGGUGGUACAAAAGACUAUAUUGUAAUUGGGUCGGAUUCCGGCCGCAUUGUUGUACUGGAAUACAUUCCUUCUAAGAACAUAUUUGAGAAAGUGCAGCAAGAAACUUAUGGCAAAAGUGGUUGCCGUCGCAUAAUUCCUGGACAGUACCUUGCAAUUGACCCAAAGGGUCGAGCACUUAUGGUCGGAGCUGUCGAAAAGCAGAAGCUAGUCUAUGUGAUGAACCGUGAUUCUCAAGCCCGGCUCACAAUUUCAUCCCCACUUGAAGCCCACAAAUCGAAUACUCUUGUCUACCACAUGGUUGGUGUUGAUGUAGGAUUUGAGAAUCCCACAUUCGCUUGCAUUGAGAUGGAUUAUGAGGAGGCUGACCAAGAUGCCACUGGCGAGGCCGCAAGGUCUGCCCAUCAGCUACUCACCUAUUACGAAUUGGAUCUCGGUCUCAAUCACGUCGUACGCAAGUACUCUGAACCACUAGAGGAGCACGCUAACUUUUUGAUCACAGUACCAGGUGGAAAUGAGGUUCACUCUGGGAUUCUUAUUUGCUCCGAGAACUACAUCACUUACAAGAAUUUCGGUGAUGAGCCCGAUAUUCGUUGUCCUAUUCCUCAGCGUCGCAAUGAUCUGGACGAUCCAGACCGAGGACUUUUGUUUGUUUGCAGCGCUACACACAGGACCAAGAACCUCUUCUUUUUUCUCGCCCAAACUGAACAGGGCGAUGUUUUCAAAAUUAAUCUUGAAAAGGACAAAGAAACUGUCACUGAGAUUCGCUUAAAGUAUUUUGACACCGUGCCUGUAGCUUCGGCGAUGUGUGUGUUGAAAACGGGCUUUCUUUUUGUUGCCUCAGAGUUUGGGAAUCACCACCUAUAUCAAAUUGCUCAUCUGGGCGAUAAUGACGAUGAGCCUGAAUUCUCGUCGGCUAUGCCGUUGGAAGAAGGCGACACUUUUUACUUCUCGCCCCGCCCACUGAAGAAUUUGAUCGAGGUGGACACCAUUGAGAGCCUUUCCCCCAUCACAGGUCUUCAUAUCGCUGAUCUAGCCAAUGAGGACACUCCUCAAAUGGCUGUGCUUUGUGGUCGGGGUCCAAGGUCUACGUUUCGCCUUCUUCGUCACGGCUUAGAGGUUACGGAAAUGGCCAAAUCUGACCUACCCGGCAGUCCGAACGCAGUAUGGACGGUAAAACGCAAUUCGGAAGAGGAGUACGAUUCCUUCAUUAUUGUCUCUUUCGUCAAUGCAACUCUCGUUCUCUCCAUCGGUGAGACUGUUGAGGAAGUGACUGAUUCGGGUUUUCUGGGCACAACGCCGACUCUGACGUGCUCACAACUGGGCGAUGAUGCUCUCGUGCAGGUUUACCCUGAUGGUAUUCGACACAUUCGCGCAGACAAGCGCAUAAAUGUGUGGCGCACCCCCGGCAAGAAGACAAUCCAACGGUGUGCUGUGAACCGACGACAAGUGGUCAUUGCACUGACCGGUGGUGAGUUGGUAUAUUUUGAAAUGGAUGCCACUGGUCAGUUGAAUGAAUACACGGAACGAAAGGAGAUGCCUGCAGAUGUCAUCUGCAUGGCUCUCGGGCGCAUCCCGCCUAAUGAACAGCGCUCUCGCUUCCUGGCCGUUGGUCUGGCCGACAACACUGUCCGAAUCCUCUCACUCGAUCCUUCGGAUUGUCUAUCGCCUCUCACAAUGCAAGGUCUCCCGACAGCAGCUGAGUCUCUGUGCAUCGUUGAAAUGGGUGCUAAUGAGUCAGAAAAUACAGCUGGUGGUGGUAUUCUCUACCUCAACAUCGGUCUCAACAAUGGUGUCCUCUUCCGUGUGGUGUUGGAUCCAGUAACAGGGGAGCUCUCCGAUACUAGAACUCGAUACCUCGGUACAAGUCCUGUAAAACUAUUUCGCGUCGCCAUGCAGGGUGGUGAUGCGGUUUUGGCGGUGUCUAGUCGGUCCUGGCUUUCAUACAUGUACCAGAGCCGUUUCCAUAUCAUCCCACUCUCCUAUGAGGCUCUCGAAUUCGCCUCAGGUUUCUCCUCGGAACAAUGUCCUGAGGGAAUUGUAGCUAUUUGUGAGAACUCUCUCAGAAUUUUAGCCUUGGAAAAGCUGGGCGCAGUGUUUAAUCAGACUAGCACUCUCCUCCAAUACACACCACGAAGGUUUGUCUUCCACCCCGAAUCGAACAACACUUUUAUUAUUGAAACCGAUCAUAACGCCUUCACGGACGAAGUGAAGGAGGAGAGGCGCAGAGAGAUGAGUGAACGAAUUCUCGCCUCAUUGGGGGAUGUGCGUGAGAGGGAGAAGGCGGCAGGCUUCCUGUCUCGAUCAUUGCCUGAGGAUGUGUUUGGAGCUCCAAAGGCCGGUCCAGGCAUGUGGGCCAGUCUCCUGCGUUUGAUGAAUCCGCUCAGUGGGGAGACUCUUCAAAUCUGCAGAUUUGCUCAAAAUGAGGCCGCACAUGCCAUAACACUGGCUACAUUCACUAACCGACCCGGCGAUUACUACGUGAUCGUCGCCCUCUCCAAGGAGUUGGUGCUUAACCCUCGCAGCUGCUCAGGUGGAUUUUUGCGCACCUACCGCACAACACCCACGGGCGACUUCCUGGAAUUCGUCCACGACACUUCCGUGGAGGACUACCCCGCUGCCCUUUGUGCCUACCAGGGCCGUCUCCUCGCCGGCAUUGGACAUCGUCUGCGUCUCUACGACAUGGGCAAAAAAAAGCUUCUCAAGAAGGGCGAGAAUCGCCACUUCCCGAAUCUAAUAAACGGCAUUUACGGCAUCGGACACCGUAUUCUGGUGACGGACGUGCAGGAGAGUCUUUUCUGGGUGCGCUAUCGGCCACGGGCAGACAAUCAGAUGGUGAUAUUUGCGGAUGACGCCAGUCCGCGGUGGAUCACUCAGCUGGCUGUCUUGGACAACUCCACCGCCGCAGUGGCCGACAAGUUUGGCAAUAUCAUCAUCCUUCGUCUGCCACCUGAUGUCAAUGACAAUGUGGAGGAGGAUCCCAGUGGGAAUCGAUCACUGUGGGACAGGAACGCCCUUGGAGGUGCUAGCCAAAAACUCGAGAUGGUUUGCCACUUCUACGUGGGCGAGGUGGUGACAUCUCUUCAAAAGGCUACCCUGAUCCCGGGCGGUUCGGAGGGUCUGGUGUACGCCACGCUCUCGGGCAGUCUGGGCAUCCUCAUCCCCUUCGCUUCCAAGGACGCCUACUCCUUCUUCCAGCAUCUCGAACUUCACAUGCGCUCGGAGAAUAUCUCUCUCGUGGGUCGUGACCACCUUCACUAUCGCUCACUGUACUAUCCAUGCAAGAACGUAAUCGACGGGGACCUCUGCGAGAUGUUCAACACUCUGGAUGCGGAUAAACAGCGGAACAUCGCGGAGGAGAUGGACAAGGUCCCCACCGACAUUGCCAAACGUCUAGAGGAUAUGCGCACCCGCUGCGCCUUCUAA
Molecule: messenger RNA, 3636 nt
Organism: Echinococcus granulosus
Lineage: Eukaryota; Metazoa; Platyhelminthes; Cestoda; Cyclophyllidea; Taeniidae
Product: Splicing factor 3B subunit 3
Exons: 12
Coding region: 1-3636 (1211 amino acids)
Biological process (GO): mRNA splicing, via spliceosome
Cellular component (GO): U2 snRNP; nucleus
Molecular function (GO): protein binding; U2 snRNA binding
Source: RefSeq, a predicted model, not a curated record